This is a messenger RNA of Serinus canaria (Common canary), 6620 nucleotides long. RefSeq names its product poly(rC)-binding protein 3-like. The coding region runs from base 388 to 1749 and encodes 453 amino acids. The transcript is spliced from 13 exons. Gene Ontology annotation, biological process: negative regulation of mRNA splicing, via spliceosome. The record is from RefSeq and is a predicted model, not a curated record. NCBI's taxonomy places the organism in Eukaryota, Metazoa, Chordata, Aves, Passeriformes, Fringillidae. Gene Ontology annotation, molecular function: mRNA binding. Gene Ontology annotation, cellular component: cytoplasm; nucleus.
AAGCUCCUCUCGUGUGGCACUAAUUGAAGUGACUGGUGGAAGGGGGUGUUGCGAGCACACUUGUGCUGAUCUGCCAGGGUCUAAGCCAAGGGAGGAAGAGAGGAUAGAACGGGUAGAAGGGAGGAAAGAGGAAGGAAAAAAAAAAAAAAAAAAAAAAAGGAGGGGAAGAAAAAAAAAAAAGAAAAAAAAAAGCCGGUCUUUGCCUCGCUCCGGCAGAGCGGACGGCUGCGACGGCUGCCGGCCAUCUGUCCGCGCAGGGCGGCUCGGCGGGAGCUGCGCCGGGGAGGCGGGAGCGGAGCCGCUCCGCAGGUUGAUUAAGUGAAUAGAAGAAAAAAAAAAAAGAAAAAAAACGAAGCUACUUUCAAGUAUUGAAGACACAAGGCCAGGAUGAACACGAAGGACGGAAAAGUGUCUGAAGGAGGUCUCAAUGUCACUCUUACCAUACGCCUUCUUAUGCAUGGCAAGGAGGUUGGAAGCAUUAUCGGAAAGAAAGGUGAGACAGUGAAGAAGAUGAGGGAGGAGAGUGGUGCUCGAAUCAAUAUUUCAGAAGGCACUUGUCCAGAGAGAAUUGUGACAAUAACAGGCCCAACAGAUGCAAUUUUUAAAGCUUUUUCUAUGAUUGCACUAAAAUUUGAAGAGGACAUCAACGCUUCGAUGACAAACAGCUCGGUGACAAGCAAACCACCCGUAACACUGCGGCUCGUGGUCCCAGCAAGUCAGUGUGGAUCCCUCAUAGGAAAAGGAGGUUCCAAAAUCAAAGAAAUCAGGGAGUCCACAGGAGCCCAGGUGCAGGUGGCAGGGGACAUGCUGCCCAACUCGACGGAGCGUGCGGUGACCAUAUCCGGCACUCCUGACGCCAUCAUCCAGUGUGUGAAGCAGAUCUGCGUGGUGAUGCUGGAGUCCCCACCCAAAGGUGCCACCAUCCCCUACCGUCCCAAACCUGCCUCUGCACCUAUCAUUUUUGCAGGUGGCCAGGUAAGAGCAGACACCAUUUUGGCUUCAGCUGGAAACCACACCGUCCUGGCCCAGCCUCAGCCAGCGCCUGCAUUCACGAUUCAGGGGCAGUAUGCCAUCCCUCAUCCAGACGUGAGUCCAACACAUUUGACCAAGCUUCACCAGUUGGCUAUGCAGCAUCCCCCCUUUACUCCCCUUGGGCAGACCACCCCUGGUUUCCCUGGACUGGAUGCCACUACUCCAACCAGUUCCCAUGAACUUACUAUUCCCAAUGAUUUAAUAGGCUGCAUUAUUGGCAGACAAGGCAGUAAGAUAAAUGAAAUCAGGCAGAUGUCAGGAGCGCAGAUCAAGAUUGCUAAUGCCACAGAAGGCUCCGCAGAACGACAAGUUACAAUCACAGGAUCCCCUGCAAACAUCAGCUUAGCACAGUACCUCAUUAAUGCAAGCUUAGAGAUGGCUAAAGUCAGCACCCAGACCGCUUCCGUCACGACCCCUGUUGACCUCAACAUGAACCUCUCUCAGUCUGCCACCCCUACCUCCACCCCCACCUCCAUGGCCGUGCUGGCGGCCGCCUCCGCCGCUACCGUCAGUACCCCCCCUCCCCUACCAACUCUGCCAACCACCCACUAUGCCGUUCCUGUCUCCAGUCUGCUUGGCAUGAAAACUGUCCCACUCCUGGCACUAAAUGCCGCGGCCGCCGCGGGGGCCACGGGGAGUUUGUCCGCUUACACUGCCAAAAUUCCUUCGACGAGCGGGGUUAAGAAAUCUGACCGCCAGAAGUUUGCUCCAUAUUGAAGGGAUGAGACACAAUGCAAGCUUUGCCAGCUCUGCCAAGUCUGUGGUAGAUCCUAGUUAUCAAGGAAACAAUACGGCAUCUUUUAUUUUCUGUUCAAUUGCUAGUGUUGUUAACUGUUGCCGACUCAAGUCGUCUUCCGCUCUCCAUAACACCUAACACCAGGCACCACCUACCAACUAGUUCCAACAGCCAGCAGGUGCCAGCCCGGGCUCCUUCUCCCCGGACACCGUCCUUCCGACGGGGCUGCGCCCAGGGCUGGCCCUCGGCAGCCCCACAGCAAGGCAGGGCUGCCCCCAGCCCAGCAAGGGAGAUAGAGUGAAGAGAAGGGAAAAAACCUAAAUGAGGCCAAAUGGGGACAGCCGACCCUGCUCUGGCAAUGCUGCCCGGCAUAAAAAUACACUUAGAUCCAAUUGCAGGGAUCCCUCCAAAUGCAGAACAAUUCCUUAUGGCAAACUGGCAUCUCUGAUGCAUUUUUUCUAUUGCUAGAACAUGCAAAUCUGGCACUUCUGAUGAUCAGUGCCACUGCAAUGCCCUGUGAAGUGCUGCUGGCCCCCUCAGUCAUUCUGCUGCUCCCAAAAGGCCUGGAGACCCCCAUCCCCCAUCCCAAAAUCCGCCUACAAGCAGGAGAUGGUGGUUAGGAAGUACCAACUUCAGGUACUUGUGCAUACAACAAAUGAAGCUUUCUGGUCUGAGAAAAACUGCUAAAUUAAAAUUACUGUAAAACAGUAAGGAAAAAAUACCAGGUACCUGUGCCUUUCCAGAUGAUUCCUUUAGAGGGUGCAACCAUUUUUCUCCACUUUGGAAAAACAUCAUUUUAAGAACUCUGCUUUAGGGAGGGAGAGAGAGAGAGCAGGCUCCCCUUUUGCACUCAGAUGUUUUACAUAUACUGACACAGUACUUAUUCCUGUAAGUACUUCAGAGCAAGUACAAGCCAGAUGCUGUCACUAUCUUGUAUUUCCUCUUGUGUAUGUUUUAUUCGGCCAAAAUGACCAUUUUUUGUUAGGUUUCUCUACAAAAUACAUCCCUGUUUAACUCCCCACUAAUCAUGCCGUCAGGUUGUAUGGUAAUCAUGAAAAACGUAGCAUUUUAGAGGUCAUUCAAAGGCUGCUGCCUGGACAGAUCCCAUCGCUUUACCAAGCACUUCAGGAUGUUCAGAUUAACUAAAACGAGACAGGUAAUGGCAGCCAAAGCCAAGAGAGCUGAGGAAUGGAGUGGCUGGUUGCCAGCUGUUGGAACUAGUUCUUAACUGCAUUUUAUGUUUGUCCAUCCACCUUCUUUUUAAUUUCUGUUGCAUAACUCAGUAAUGCAAUAUUGUUUUCCUCACCACUUCCAAAUCCAGAAUCCCAUUAGCCUGCCAUGUUCAUCCACUCUGCACUCCUUGGACACAAAGCUUUAACAAUUGAACUGUAUUCAGUGCAUUUUAAUAUAAACUAAAAACACAAUGCAAAUGCAAUACUUUUUAAAACAUGGUAUUUCAAAGUGUGUUAUUGUAUAGGGCUAAGUACUAUCUCAGUAUUUUGUGUCAUUUCUGUAUUCUGUGGGCUUUUCUUCACCUUAGCACCUUUGCACUAAGUUUUGUCACUGUAACCAUUUGUAGAACUGCCAUUGUUACAAUUUGCACUUAUCCAAAUGGGGUUUUUGGUUGGUUGUGUUGAGGUUUUUUUGGUUUUGUGGGGUUUUUUUGUUCGUUUGUGGCUUCUUUUUUUUUUCUCUUCUCUUUUUUCUGGGUGCAUAUAAUGAAGGAAAAACUGGGAAUAAUGUCAAGGUACCACAGCUAUUUAAAAGCUCUAGAAAACUGCUGUAAAAUUGUUCUGGAUUAUUGUAACUGUUUCAAUAAUUGACAUUUAAGAAAAAAAAAAUCCACCAACCUCUGUGUGAGAAAACUUGCCUGCACUGAAAUGCUGUUCUAUGCUGGUUGUACUCAAGUGGUAUUUUUUUAAUAGUGAGAAGAUUUUUUUUCUUCUUUUUUUUUGCCUUUUUUUUUCCUUUUCUUUUCCUCGUUUUUGUUCCUACAUUUUAGGCUGUCUUCAGAAGUUACUGGCCUGGGGGCUCUGUAAUGUAUCUCAUCAUGCCCUAGUGCAUUAGCCACCAGACAGGACUUUUCCAAAGCCCCAUGAGACAAUGCUUUCUAUGGACUAAUCUACAGAGGAUUUUCUGCCAUUUCUAACUUUCUUAUUAUUCUGAGACAUCAAAAGAAAACACUUCCUUUACUCUUUAAGCAACUGUGCUUCCUAACUCUUGUGUUGCUUUCAUUACUGUUCCAGUUUUAACACUGUUGUGGCUCAUAACAUACAGCAGAGACAAGUUAUUUUCGGGGGUUGAUUUUCAUUGAUGUUCAUGCUUUGGCUAAUCUGUAUAAAAGCAUGGGCCGUUAGUGUUCUAAACCACUGUAUUAUUCAGCUAGAGACUCAACAGUAAGUUAAAUGAGACGUUUUUAUAAAUAAAUUUUUUUCCUGAUUAAAAAACAAACAAAAAAGACGUGGUAGCUUUGUGCAUACAACUGUUGUGUUGUUUAAACUUUGUUCUUUGUAACCGAGUUGCUAACUUGUCAUUGAAGAAGCAUUAUUUUAUGGAUUGUCAAACUAAGGUCACAGACAAAUUGCUUGUUUUCAAUUAAUGAUUAAAGGUUUCAUAUCAUCACGCUUAAGGUCCCAGUGCUCAUUGGGAAACAGUGUAACAUCUGUGCAAGACUGGAAACCUUAGUAAGGAUGUUAGCCCAUUGUCAGGCAUGAUGAGUCUCUUCAGGACUAGAGGGAGCCAGAUUGUGCAAUUAGUAGAGUCAGCAGUAUUUCUACAAAACUUGGUUCGGUUUUUAACAAAGCUGCUCAUUGAGAACUUCUCACACUGCACAGAAAAGACAAAUUUGGCUUCAUGUUACAAGCAGCCACUGAUUAGUAUCUCUGGUCUUUUCCCAGACUGAGCUAUAGACCAGAUACUGGGAAAAGGAAAACAGGAACAAAAGAAUCAGCUUGGAUGCUGAGUACUGUAUUACUGAGGCCCUUCGUAAUACAUUCCCAGCAGCACUGCCCAGUGGCGAGGCUUCCAGUCAGCACCUUCCACCCUGCCAGGAGCCAGCCCAGCCGCUGGGAGGAGCACAGUAAUGUGCAGUAGGAUAGGGAAUGGAGAGCUGAGCAGGCCCAGGAGCUGUCUCCUGCUGCCCUGACACUCUGCUCCAGCCGUUCAAACCCUCCUUUGGAUCUGCUGAAGCACUGCAGUCACAGCCCUGAUUCUCUCUUCACACACAAGCAAAAGGAAGGGGCUGGCCCCAAGCUGUUGCUGCCUUGCAGCAUCCCUGGCGGUGCUCUGGCCACCUCUGCUCUUAGGGCACUGGCAGUACUGUCACAAGUACUGCUCUGGCCUCAUGAGAAAGCAGCUUUUGUGGCAGUGCAAGAGCAGCAUUCUUAAUGACACAAAACUGUACAACCUCCAUCUCCCUACUCUGUUAAAGGUCUCUACCUGCCUUCAGGCACUGAGCUUGGGGUCCUGCUUCCCCUCCCUGCCCCCGUUAUUCUCCGUGGUCUCCAGGGUACGGACAGCUCUCCAGUGCCCAGAACCAGGGCAUGACCAGGACAUGCAUGCAGACUUGAGACCUGUAGAAAUCAACAGCUUUCUCAAUACAGAUGCAGCUACAGAACAACCCCUGAUGCUGGAGGGUGCCAAGGGGCACCCUUACAGAACAGCUCACUGCACCCCAGCACCCAGGAGACCAAUGUUGACAAUUAGCUAUUCCAACUCUGAGAAAAACUAUAGGCUGUAAUACUAAUUUGAUAAAGUUCACUGUUAUUAUUACUUAAAAUACAUUUUUAUUACUUAAAAUGUAUUUAACUUCUCAUUCUUGAAAGGAGAGUUGAAGCUGCUUUCACAGCAGAGAUCUCCAUAAGUCUUCAUUUCUUCAACAGCAAAAGCUAUUUCUAUGGCUAGCCUGGCUACUGUAAAUGAAAAUAUAUAUAUAUUAUUGCAGCUCAACACUAAGUAGGUCAAAGCUUUGCUCUCCCAGUAAAGCUGCCAGGCAAAGGGCAGCAGCAGCUCUGGGGUAUAUAGUAUCUCUCACAUUAAUAAUUCACAUGUGGCUUGCAGAAUUGAAAGAUUUAAACAAACUAGUGCAGGGGCAUGUUUGUGUGAGGAAUGAGGAGAGGUGAAAUAAAGACACGUAUACUACGAAGGAAGCAUUCUGAGAGGGUUUUUGCAAAAAUACAGGCAGAAAUGUGAUAAAAUCUAAGCUUGUUUUAAUUUCAUUAGGUUAGUUGGAAAACAUUUCUGAAUGGCAAGAAAAAGCUCCUAAUAUCUUCAAUAUAUAAAACAAGCAAACCAAAGACAAGAUGGUAAAGAAAAAGAGGGAAAAAGGGUAAAGAAUAAUAGUAAGAAAAGUAGAAAUAGAGAAGUAAACCACUCAUGGCCAAAGGUAGAUAAGAGGAAGUAUGUACUCGCUGUGAAAAGGUCACUGCCCACACAAAUGUGAGUUUCCAGAUGAAAGACAGCACAAAUUCCACAGCUUUUGCGUCAUCAAAUUGGAAUUAGGUUUCUGGAAACAUCUCAAAUGAAUUCAAGCAGCUCUGUUGUGUUUCUCAAGUGAAAAAACACUGACAGCAUGAAUGCUAGCUGAAACCAGAAGGAAAAUAAACAAAGUUAGUCCUCUGCUAAUACCGAGUGGUUUCUGUUCUCAGGCAUAGCCAGAGGGCAUCUGUGGACCCCAAGGUUCACAUUUGGGGCAGUCCUAGGAAGCAGCACAGUCUCACUGGUGCCAUGAACAGAGGCACCUGGGAAGUGCCUCAGCCUCGGAAGGCUGCACAGGCAAGGUGCUGUUUGUCAGGUUUCACAAGACAGUCUGAAAAUCCAAUUUCUUCCACAGCCUUAAUACCAGCUGAAUGUA